Paramecium octaurelia is the source of this 1719-nucleotide messenger RNA. The record is from the annotation of a GenBank genome assembly. Lineage: Eukaryota; Ciliophora; Oligohymenophorea; Peniculida; Parameciidae.
UCUCAACCUCCAAAAGUUAUUGAAUAACCAUCUGAAUCCUACAAUGGACAAUCUUUAAGUGAUCUAUUCCAAAUUACAACAAUUGUAAUAUUUUAAUGCCUUCAUUGAGAAGAACCUAAAAGGCACCCAAAAAGAGAGUCUGUUAUAUGUAUAAUUCCUUGAAAUCAUAGUUAUGUGGUAAAUUCAAAAUGGAGCACUUCAAAGGAGGCGAGGUCAUCUUCAAAGAAGGAGAUAAGUCAAACGAUAAGUUAUAUAUAAUAUUUAAUGGUAAAGUGGCUCUAAUAAAGUAAAGGCCAUAACAAUAGCAGACUCCCUAACAAAUCCCUGAAAAACCUCCUGAAAAUCAAAAAUAAUUGCAACAACAAUAGAGUUUAUCCAUCAAACCCGUUCCAUUGAAAACAGAGUAAUUUAUGGAAUUAUGAAUUUUACAUUAGAAAAACCUAAAGCAAAAUCAUAACCUUAACCUCAUAAACUAACUUCUUUAAGUAGAUUGCCUAUUCAAAAAAGUUUGCUGACAAAAUGAAAGCCAACAUAGUGUAAGGUUAAACCAAUGAGAAAGUCUAGAUAUCGCAACAAGAGUUGUAGACAAUGAGUGACAAAUAUGGCGAAACUGUAAGAAUACUAAAACGAGGAGAUGGAUUUGGAGAUAGAGCAUUACUUGAGAAUGUUCCAAGAGCAUUGACUGCAUGUGCAUAGACUGAAGAUUUGUUCUUAUUAAUUUUAAAAAAAGACGACUUUGAUUUAAUUCGAUAAUAGUUUAUAUAAUAGAUGAAGGAGAAGAAAAGUUUAAUUUUCGGUAAGUUCCCUGUUUAAGGAGAUUAUUCAUCAAAAUAAUUAGAACAACUAGCUUAUAGUUUUGAUGUGGAACAAUUUUAAAAGAAUUGUGUAUUAACUAUAGAUGGAUAAUAUAAGAAAUGCUUCUACUUGAUUUAAUUCGGAGAUAUCUUAUUAGAAAAAGUAAUUAAUGAUUAAUUGGCUAAGAUAUGCAUACUAAGUAAAUUAUAAUUAUUAUGAGCAGCAAAGGGUUAGUUAUUGGGAGAAGAAAUAGCAAUGAAUGAUGAUGGUUGUUGUGAAUAUAAUGCUACAGUCUUAUCUAAUGAAGCUACUUUGAUGGUCAUCCAUAAACAUGAGUUUUUAUAAAAGUUCCCUGAAGAAUGCAAAUUAUGGGUUUAAUAAGAAUACUUAAGGAAAACUAAAUUUAGGACUAUUUUCUAAACUUCUAAUAUGAUCAGUGUGAGUAAGAUCAAUCAACCUAAAUUUACAGCUGUUAAGUAAUAUAUUGAAGUUAAAUACAACCCAAAAAAAAUUAGAAGCAAAGAAAGAGAAGAUAAAAUGGAUAUUGGUACAAUAGUUGAAGAGAAAAACUUUAUUUAUAAAUUAAAGUAUCAAAGUGAUCCAGAAAAAGAUGCUGGGUCAGCUUUGUUUGGAACUGAUCUAUAUUAAAGUCCAAAGCUAGGAUUUACACCAAAAUAUGAACAUCCUAAUAACAUAGCAAUGACCUCCUUUAAAUAGCAAUAUCUUUAUAAAUUGUGUAAGAAGAAAAGAAGACAAAUAAUUUUGAACACUCCUCCUCUAACAGCUAGGACAAUCACCAAUUAUUAGUCCAUCAUUUCGGAUCGCUAAAGUAAACAUAAACACACUUUUUCUACAGGAAUUAACUCAAAUACUCCAUGUCUAUCACUCUCUCCAAUCAAUAUGAAUAGUAGAGAAAUUAUGUGA